Messenger RNA from Neltuma alba, 863 nucleotides. RefSeq lists its product as uncharacterized. The record is from RefSeq and is a predicted model, not a curated record. Bases 162 to 716 code for a protein of 184 amino acids. The transcript has 6 exons. NCBI's taxonomy places the organism in Eukaryota, Viridiplantae, Streptophyta, Magnoliopsida, Fabales, Fabaceae.
UAUUUCCCUCUCCUCUCUUUGUUUCUUCUGAUUUGAAGACUCUGAGAGAGCAACGAAGCAGACGAAGCAGAGAGAUUAUCCUCUGUGGUGGGUAGUCUCUGCCCCAUUCGGUACGCAACGACAUUGGCACUAAACCCUCCAAAGACUCAUCUCCUUUCUAAAUGGCUGGAAUUCCAGUAUUGAACAUGAAUUCUGGAUCUGAACCAUUUGAUGAAUCAGAACCAAAAAUAUCGAUUUUAGACAGCGACAGCUUCGUGAUAGAUAUGGAAGCAUUUUCUUCUGCCAACACCAACAAAGAUAGUAAUUCAAAUCCCAGAAUCACAUUGCAGAGGAGUGUUUCGAGGAAAGGGUGGAGCGACAAGAAGGUUAAUGUCCCAGCUGCUGCGCUUCUUGAUUGGGAUGCUGUCCCUUCUGCAUGCUCUUCCUCACCCAAAGGGUGUUGUAAUGUGGCCGGCACGCCGGAAAAGAUGGUGGCUCCGGUGGUGGGGUCGGCCAAUAAUUACGGCAGCCCACGGUUUCAUCAUCAGAUUACGGUAAUGACGGCCACCGCCAUGAUGGGUGAAGCCAAAAGCAAAAGCAUGGAUCGCAGAAACAGUUUCAAACGCUCUUCCAACUGGGGCCUUGAUCCCAAGAAGGUUCUUCUUUUCUUUGCCACUUUGUCAAGCAUCGGAUCAAUUUUGCUGAUAUACUUAACCUUCAUGGUGAGCUAUGACUGAGAUUAUUUGCUUAAUUAUGCUAUGGAGCUUCUUCAACUUGAGUGCUGCUUCUUAUAUUCCAACUUACAACGGUUGGGUUAUUGCUAACAUUCUUGUAAUUAUUUUGAUAUUUUGAGUAGGGACGUGUUAAAGCUGUUAUCAAGAUCC